Messenger RNA from Chlamydomonas reinhardtii, 2995 nucleotides. RefSeq lists its product as uncharacterized. The transcript is spliced from 2 exons. Lineage: Eukaryota; Viridiplantae; Chlorophyta; Chlorophyceae; Chlamydomonadales; Chlamydomonadaceae. The coding region runs from base 158 to 2977 and encodes 939 amino acids. The record is from RefSeq and is a predicted model, not a curated record.
AUCACGCGUGCCAUUGCGCGCCGCCGCCCGCAGCACGGCGGCGACGGGCGGCCUCUUCGCCGCGCCGCCGCUGUACUCGCUUGUCACGGCGCGCCUGUGGGGCGGUGUGGCGGCGCCGCAGUCGGUGGUGCUGCUGGCGCUGGGCUUCGCAGUAGCCAUGUGCGCCGCGGCACACUGGAUGUCGCGGCGGUUGUCAGGGCGGCUGCGGGGGGAGGUGGCAUCGUUGGGGCUGGGGCUGACCAGCUCAGCCGCGGGCGGCAGCGGCGCGCAGUCGGCGGCUGGCAGCUCUGCUGGUGGGCCCGGUAGCGCGCGGCAGCGCAGCGGUGCGACGGCGGGCGGGGCAGGCGGUGGCAGCGCAUACAGUGGCGCCGGCGCCCGCAAAAGUGGCGCGGCUCUUGCUGCGGCCGCCGCCCCUGCCAGCAGCGCAGGGACCGCUGCGGCCGGCUCCAAAAAGGCCACUGCAGCCUCCUCCACAUCCCCUAGUACUAGCAAUGGCCACCACCCCACGUACGGCCGCACGCCGUCAGGCCGCGGGAGCGGUGGCAGCAGCCCGCCGCACGACCCGACGCGCCCGCCGGCUUCCUCCGGCAGCCGCACUGGCACCUCCUCUAGCUUUUCGGGCCUGCCUGCGUCUUUGACCGGCGCUGCCAGCACCUGCACACCCAGCAGUGGCGGCGGCGGCGGCAGCACUGCUACCGCGCCUGCGCCCGACCCCGUCAGCGUUCAGGCGUCAGCGCGCAGCCUCAGUGGCCGCGAGGGCAGCACAGCGCACGCCGGCUCUAGCUUGCACGACCCAGCCGCACCCAGCCCGCGCACAGUCGGGGGCUCGACCGCUGCGUCAGGGUCGUCCAAGCAGGCUGGCGGCGGGAAGGGCGGGAGCGCUUCAACAGCAGCUGCAACAGCCCACGACCCCGUUGUCGCCCCGUCCGCAAGGACUACGGCAGGCGCUAACUCCAACACUAGCAGAACCUCGCAGCAGCAGCACGCGGUAGACCCCGUGGCGGCACCCGCCGGCAACGGCAAGUCGUCGAAGGGCUCGGCAACGUCAGUCACGUCGGCCUCCGGUGCGGCCGCUGCGACAACGACAAAUCCCGUGGCGGCGCCUAGCGGAGGGAAGGCGCAACAGGCCAACCUGACAACCUCCUCGUCAAAGCAGCAACAGUCUGCGGCGGCGGCGGCUGUAGACCCCGUGGCAGCGCCCGCGUCCAAAAAGAAGGGCGGGAGCGCGUCGUUCGGGUCCGCAGCAACCGCGUCGGCCACUGUUGUCGCCACUGCAGCCACAAUGUCUGUGUCAGUUGCCCGCCAGGGCUCCGGCUCAGCUGGCGCGGCUGGUGGGGGCGGCGCCGCCAGCAAAGGCGGCGCGGCAACUGGCAAAGCUGCAACGAACGCGUUUGCGCCAUCUGCUGCCGUGACCGGCUCCUCAGCCUCCAGCGGCGGCAAGGCGUCUACCCCUAGCAACAACCCGGUCGCGCCCGCGCCGGCGGCAGCCGCCGCCGCCGCGUCUGGCAACACCACUAGCACCACCGCUGCCGGCGGCGGCCUGCUCGCGCGCCUGACCGCCACCGUUAGCUCCGCUGCCGCGGCGGCUCCAGGGCUGGCAGGGAGGGCGGGAAAGAAGGCCGCUGCGCCGCCGCCGCCGCGCAAGGGCCCCAACCCGACACCCACCUACAUUAUCGUGCCCCCGCCGCCCCCGCCGCCGCCGCGUAACAAGCCGCCCGCGGCGGCGGGCGCGGCGGCGGGCGCGGCGACAGCCGCCGCUGCUGCUGCAUCAACUGCGACGGCAGCAGCCCCGGCGACGCCAGCUGAGCAGCCCGUUAAGAACGCAUGGCUGAACCCCAACCCAGUCAUCAAAAUUGCCAGCGGCGCUGCCAAGGGGCCCAAGCCGUCUGCAACAGCACUCGCCGUCGCCGCUGCCGCUCCUGCAAGCUCCACAGUCGCUGCAGCGGCGGGGAAGCAAUCAGGCGCCGCCAACAGCGGAGCGGCGGUCGGUCGCGGCGGGCCGCCGCCGCCGCCGCCGCCGCCGCCCGCUCGGACCACGUCCGCCGCCUCUGCCGCCGCCGCCACAGGUGUCACGACUGCCGACCCUCCGCUGCUCAGCACGCGCACCUCCGCCGGUAGCGCCACUGCCUCGGCCUUCGCUGACCCCGUGGCGCCGCCGCCCGGGCCCGGCGCCGCUGCCGCCGCCGCCGUCGGCGACCCCGUCGUGUACCCUCCCGGGGGCCACGGCGGUGGCCUGCUCGCCAACGGCGCUGCCGACGGCCACGCAGUCGGCGCCGGCGGCGCGCCCAACGGCCUGGUAUCCGCCACCAUCAUGACGUCUGACCCGAGCUUGGGGCCGCUGGUGGCGCACAAGCACGCCUCUGGCGACCUGGACAUCGCCUCCGUCGCCGCCAACUACCGGCCCUACCCCUCCGCCACCAGCAUCCCCGCCGCCGACGUCGACGGCGACUCGUUCUCCUUCUUCUCCAUCCCGCCGCCGGUCAUCUCCGAGGAGGGCUCCGCCGACCCCGCCGCCACUGACGCCGCCGCAGACGCCGCCGCCGCCACUGCGCUCAUGGCGCUGUACGGCGGGUACGGCGGUGUCGGCGCGCUCGAGGCGGCGAUGCCCGGCUUUGGCGCGGACCCGGUCUGGAGCCCUAACCCGCACGUUGCCGGCGUGGGCGGUGUCGGCGCCACCAUGUUCCCCAGUAGCGGCGGCGCGCCGCUGCCGCCGCCGGGCUUUCCCAGCCACGCCUACGGUGGCGCCUUCGCCACCGGCCCGCUGCCGGGUGCCGGCGCCUGGGGCGCCGGCCGCGGCUCCGCCGGCGGCGCGGCGGCCGCAGAGCCGGCGGCGGCGGCCGCAGAGCCUGAGCCGCUGCCCCUGCCGCCGGCCGGCGACAACGCGGUCCUGGCCUCGCUGGGCUUUGUGGACGACGGCGUCGGGCGCUAUUUGCAGCCGCGCGGCCCCAGACUCGUUCCCUUUCACGGGCAUAGUUAGUGGGUGGGCUUUGGGAUG